This is a messenger RNA of Owenia fusiformis, 5322 nucleotides long. The record is from the annotation of a GenBank genome assembly. NCBI's taxonomy places the organism in Eukaryota, Metazoa, Annelida, Polychaeta, Sabellida, Oweniidae.
AGUGGAUCACGUGACAGUCAACAUCUAAACAGAACUUUCAUCGAUUUGUGGAAAUAUGUUUCUUCAGUGAUUUAUGCGAGAAAUGAGUGCUACAAACGUGCAAUGAAGUUAUCAGCAUGAUGUCCAACUAAUCCAUCAUUGUUACAAUUACACAUAAGUAACAAUUUGGUGGUGCUAUCACUCAGCCCCUCCCUCUAUUCUAUGGAGCCAGCCUGCAUCUGUACUCUCAUAGGGGAUAUGAUAUUGAUAUAGAAAUAUCCAACAAUGAGUAAAGCUUAUAUGAAACGAAGCUCGUCUCCCAACAAACAUUGGCCUACCAACUAUGGAUUUGAAAUAGUUGGUGAUGGGCCAAGCUAUGUGAUUUCUGUUGAUCAUCUGUCUAUGGCACAACAAGCAGGAAUCCUCCCAGGAGAUCAACUCCUAGAGAUAGAUAAACAUGAUGUCACCAAUAUGUCUGCAAAUGCAAUUAAAACACUUGCCAAACAUAGUCGCACCAUCCCACCUGCCUUAGGGGUUGUGUCUAGGAUGCAGUAUAUUGAGUUGCUCCCUAGUAGGAAAUAUGGAUAUGGAAUCAAUGUUUAUGGUGAUAAGCCAGUUUAUGUUGAGAUUCUGACUACAUCUGGACCUGCAUAUCGUGGAGGACUUAGGACAGGUGAUAUUUUACUGGAAGCGAAUUGUCGUAAGGUGAGGAGGUCUGACUCAGUGAAACCUAUAUUGAAUGCCUGCACUGGUAAGCUAACUGUAGGUCUGAUUGCCAUUGAAAUAAAUAAGAAGAACAUGGUUCCUGAGGGAAAAUAUGAUGUCAUUAGGACAGCUGGGAGCAGAGUGAAGAAAGCCAGGGAAUUAUUCAAAAAGAUGAAUAAUGUUCUAGGGGCGGAUUAUGAGAAAAAGAUGGCCAUAGUUGGAGUGCUCAAGCAGUAUGCAGAAGAUAGAAAAGUCAAACUAUUCAGCAAUUCCAUCAUGAUGCUAUUGAAGACUCAGAACCAACGGAAACUCUUGCCAGAAAUAAGGCCAUUUGUACCUGUGAAGCACCGUGCUGUUUUUGAUGAUAUCUUGCAACAUGAUCCUCUGCAGCCAUAUUUAGAAAUGACUGGCACUUUCAGUAAAUCAUCAGGCAUGGCAGUUCAGUAUGAUGACAAAAGGACAGUAAAUAUAGAUCACAGUGAAGGGAACUUUGGUUUUAUCUUGCGAGGACACAGCCCUGUGUAUAUUGAGUCCAUAGAGCCAGGGGGACCUGCAGAUAGAGCAGGGCUCCUACCUGGCGACUGUAUACUCAAAUUAAAUGGGUUAGAUGUCAGGAGAAGUGCCCACACACAUGUUGUGAAGUUGUUGCAAUGCAGUGGCUCAUCUCCAAGCUUAGAUGUUGUACAGCUACCCGAUGAUGGGGAAGCAUUGACUGGGAGUGAGAGUGUCUUGUCCUCAGACACUAGUAGUUCUAGCGGGGACUCCUCUGGCUGGCUCUCAGAUAUAACUCAGAUCAUUGAUACAGAUGGCAAGUCCUUCAGGGAAAAGGUUGAAGAUUUGCUGACAUCUAAGGAAAAGGGACACCUUAAGAAAUCACUUCUAAAAUAUAACAUAGAAAAGAACAUUGGUGACUUUGUAAUUGAGGUGUCAGCCAUCUUGGAUACACCAUCUAAAAAAACCAUGUGGGGGUUUAUUAUUCCAAGGUUAUCCACUGAACACCAGAAAUUCAUCAUACAACACAUAAAUGUGCCCAGUGGCAUGCUUAAAGAUCUCCUACCAGGUAACAUACUCAACAUCAUUGAAAACACAGAGAGAAAAGUUCCCUACAAUUCUGAAUCCACAGAGGUGGAGUUCAGUUUGGGGAACAGUGGGAAUAGCAGUUGGUUGUUGAACCUGAGCAAGAUCAGUCACCUGGGCUCCUUCAAGCAGCAGCUGGAGUACCUGCUCACCUCCAGGGAACGCUCUCAGCUCAAGAAGGCUUUGCAGUUCUACUCUGAGCGCAGAAAUGUGCAUAAUUUACUAGAGGAUUUGGUAGUUAUCCUGGACACACCCUCUAAACGUACAUUAUGGUACUACAUUAUCCCCCUCCUCUCAGAAAAACACCAACACUACAGCAAGAAAAAACUCAAACUGAACAAAGAGAAGGUCAAAGCAGGUUCUGCUCAUGCACCAGUGGGGUACUCAACAUCAGAAAGUUACCAGAGUGCCCUCCUGAGUGUCUCAAGCUUCCCAAGCCAGCUGAACUCAGUGAGAGCUGGUGACAAAACACCUCUGAUUGCUGCUCAGGAAGGUGAUGUCAUGUACUCUCAUGGUUUCACUAGUGAUGAUCUCGAGAAGCUGGUCUCUGAGAACAGUCUAGGAUCUGAUCAAGUUUCGGACAUAGAAACAUUUCUCACUGAUGAUACUGAUAUUACUGACAACAAGGCACCAAAGAAAACACAUAAAAGUCAUAGAUUGAAAAAGAAAUUAUUGUCUAAAGGAGAUUAUGAUGGAAGUUCAGGAAAAGAAUCCGCAGCAAAGUUACAGAAACUCAUGGAUUAUGAUAGAAUGCACAAGAGCAAUAGCAAUAUAACAUACAACCCAUUAUUUGAGAGUGAGAGUAUGCGCAGUCAUAUUACAAGGGUGAAAGAGGUGUGUCAGCAGACCUCCCCUGCAGGGACCAUUAGCCAUAUUAACAAUAUUGCCAUCCAAAAUAACUCCCUAAGCAGCAAUGCUUCCAAUCAGAGUCUUCAGAUGGAGCUGUCCAAUGCAAGCGCCACAACUCGAGAUUCAUCCAACACUGAGACUCAACAAAAUGGCCGCCCCAGCGCCAAGAUGCAUAAUGCGAAGAGGAACUCUGUGAGCACUGGGAUGCAGGCAGGUGUUGUCUCUGCAGCUUCUGCAGCUAUUGAUGCACAGGUUGCCAUAGAAACACAUCCUAAACGUAAUGAUCGUCUCUCAAGUCAAGUUCAGAAGAUGACAAUUGUUGAACAUCCAACUGAAGUGUCAAGUAAUUCUGAGAAUGACAGCGACACUUUAUUUGGAUCAGUGAAAUCCGUUGACUCAUUUAAUGCUAAAGCAAUGCAGGCACUGCGUACAUUAGAUGAGUGUGUUGCAGGGGAGGGAGAGUCAGAUAUGGAAGGCCAGUCCAGUUCUGAAAUGAGCAAUAUAACUACUGCUCAUCCCCCUCCACCUCCUCCCCCUCCUCCCCCAGCCCCAGCCCCUCCUACUGCCCAAGAAAUCAGUGUUCCCGCAAUGAAUGUGAAGAGGAUAAACUGGGAGAAGUUGGACAUUGCAAAUGUACAGAACACAGUUUGGGGACAGUUAAAUGACAGUGAAUACUUAGAUGAUGUUCUGAAGUAUCUAGAACUGGAGCAACAGUUCAGUACAAAGAAAACUAAAGUCUCCCAGUCAUUCAGAGAGAUGCAAAGCAAGAAACAGAAGGUCAUACUCAACCCAAAGAAAGCCUAUAAUAUAUCUAUAGUGCUGGGUCACUUGAAGACACCAGUGCCAGACAUCAAACAAUCCUUGUAUAAGAUGGACGAGGAUCUGCUCACCCCAGAAUUACUACGCCAACUGCUAGCCUAUGCUCCCAGCUCUGAUGAGAUGGACAAGUAUGAUGGUUACACUGGCAAGUUUGAUGACUUAAGUAAGGCUGACCAGUUUGUGUACCAAUUGAGCAGAGUACCAGGCUACAUGGACAGACUGAAGGCAAUGUACUUCAAGGCAAGCUUUGCAGAGAAAUCUGAGGAGAUAAGACAGUGCUUGUCAUGUCUGAAGAAGGCGUCAAUUGAGCUGCGUCAAAGUAAGAAGAUGGCCAAAGUGUUGGAGUUGGUGUUGGCAAUGGGUAAUUAUAUGAACAAGGGCAACCAGAGAGUAGGAGAGGCCUCAGCAUUUAGGAUCAGCUUCCUCACACAACUUGAAUUGACCAAGACAUCAGACAACAAAGCCACAUUCCUACACGUUCUCGCCAAUGCCAUCUAUACAAAGUUCCCAGACAUGCUACCACUCAUAGAGGACCUACCAACCGUAGCAGAGGCUGCUAAAGUGAGUGGUACAGUCUCCAGCAGUCAGAUAAACCAAGAACUGCUUGAUUUGAGGAAGGUGCUACAGGAGAUUUCCACAACACUGACCAGCCUAGGUAGCCACAACUACAAGUGUGGUGUGAAUGACAGGUUCCAGGAGAUUAUGGGACGUUUUAUCAAUGAAUCUUCUGAUGAGAUCCAGAAGUUGUUCACUCUGCAAGUGUCUGCUCAUGAGGAGUUCACAGCAAUGGUACAAUUCUAUGGAGAAAACCCAAAGACAACUAGUACAAAUGAAAUUUUUGGUAUAUUUGCUGAUUUUAUCACCAAGUUUGAGAAAGCUCACACACAUAACCUGCUGUACAAGAAACACUGAUAUGAGGAAAUAGAAUCUCAAACACAUCCUUAUUUGAUAACAGGAUUAUCCUCAAUAUAUUAUGGAUUAAUGCUGUUAAAGACACUAGGAUAUUCUACAAUAAGGAUUUGUGCUUCUAAAGACAAAAGGAUUAUCAACAAUAAUGAUUUGUGCUUCUAAAGACAAAAGGAUUAUUGACAAUAAGGAUUUGUGCUUCUAAAGACAAAAGGAUUAUCAACAAUAGUGAUUUGUGCUUCUAAAGACAAAAGGAUUAUCAACAAUAAUGAUUUGUGCUUCUAAAGACAAAAGAAUUAUCAACAAUAAGGAUUUGUGCUUCUAAAGACAAAAGGAAUAUCCUCAAUGAGGAUUAAUAGUGUUCAAGACAUCAAGAUAUUCCAGAAUGGGGAUUAGUACUGUUAUAGGCAUCAGGAUUAUCCAUGGUGAGGAUUAGUGCUAUUAAAGACAAAGGGAUUAUCAACAAUGAGGAUUAGUGCUAUUAAAGACAAAGGGAUUAUCAACAAUGAGGAUUAGUGCUAUUAAAGACAAAGGGAUUAUCAACAAUGAGGAUUAGUGCUUUAAUCGUACAAUAAUGAUAAUAACAAACUACUCAGUCAUCAUAAUAUUGCAAAAUUUGGUAUUAAUCUUUCUUAAUAUUCUAUUCAAAGGUGCAGUAUUGUUCACUUAAAUUGUCUUCUUGCUUUUAAGGACAAGUUUACCAAACAACUUUAGUGAAGCUCUGUUGAAACUUUAUUGUUGCUUGAAAUGCAGCUUUUCCCAGAAUUUUCAUCAUUUAUUAUAUUCUCUAGAGGUGGGGUAUGCUACUGAAAUGUUUCAACAUUCACUCUUCAUAUAUUGCAGACUAUAUACUAUAUAGAACAUAUUAAAGGUCAUGGGGGUGGCCAAAUUGCAAGCAACCUGUACAAUUGACCUACCAAUAUAUUCUUUACUAUCACAUAAGAUAAGACAUAAUGUGGUUGUACUAUUGUACUGUACUUCAUUUGU